ACGUCAAAGUCAGUGUCAUAUUUUUAAUUUGACGUCUACAUCUGCAAAUCAAAAAUCAAAAUAAAAAUAAUCAAUUGAAUUCAAUAAGUUGUAUUUUGUUAGAAUAAUUGUGGCUUGUGUGUUCGAUUUAAUUAAUAAUAUAAAUUCGUAACACCUUACCAUAAUUAGUAUGUAAUAAAAUGAGUGAACAUAUGGAGGGGCAAUCCGGUUACAGUUUACAUGAAAAAAUGGCCAGAACUAAUGACAAAUUAUGUAUUACUUGUCUUAAAAAAAACACACCAUUGGUGAACUUGGGCUCUUGUGAGCAUGCAGAUAUACUGGUUAACUUAUUGGAAAUAAAGAUGUUCCAACUGAACAAUGUAAUAUGCCACUGGUGCCAUAACAUACUGAAGAAAAUUAAUGAUUUCAAAUUGCAAGCAAUGGAUAGCUACACUGUACUGAACAAUGGGUUAAGGGACACUGCAAACAACUACCCACAAAAUUUAGAACUUUCAAAAAUAGAACUGCAAUCAACCAUCAACUCGCAGCCAAUAGAAUUUAAGACCACAGACCAUACAGUCAAGAAAGAAAUCAUUGAAUUCGGACACAAAAUUGAAAUAAAAAUUGAGCCACUCAAUUUUUCUGAACAAGAAAGCUAUUUGCCAUUAGUGGAGAUCGCUAAAAAAAUUAAAUCUAAUAAAAAUUCUCAUUUAGUUGGCAACAUUGUUACACAGAGUAAUGCAACAACAGAUCUAUCAGCACAGAAAAAACAGCCACAGAGUAUUGUGAAAACAGAUAGAUUGCAGAUUAAAAAGCAACAGCCACAGAGUAGUGUGAAAACGGAUAAAUCACAGAGUAAAAAACAAAGGCAGGGUAAGAAAAAAACAGAGAAAUCAACAAAGCCACAGAUGAAAAAGCCCAGAGAGGUGAAUGGGAUGUGUUAUGAUGACAAAAUUACGAUCAUAGUUUUGUCUGAAAAAGAAAUGUUGGAUGAACGGAAAAUGGACGGUCUUACUAGAAGAUAUCUAAAACUACCCUACAAAUGUGAGAAAUGUAUCACAUCUUUCAAUCAUGAAUUGAUGUUGGAUGAACAUAAUGAGAAAAAACAUAAAAAGGCAAAAGGAAGUUUUGUGUGCAACAUCUGCGAAUCUGUUUUCAACAAAAAGUUAUCAUUCGAAGAACAUUACAAACGACAUUAUAGGAGAUACGAAUGCAUAGAGUGCAAACGGAGAUUUAACAAUGUAUUCCCAGCACUGAAACACUACAAGGAAUCGCAUGGCAAUGUCGAUAUGAACUUUAAAUGUAAAUUAUGUGAUUUUACUACAGAAUCCUACCGAAGUCUACGAUACCAUAGAGACAAACACCUCAGAGACAAAGUAGAGUGCGAGCAAUGUGGCAACACCUUUGUGGAUGCUAAUGGUCUACGCGUGCAUAUGUUAAACGUCCACAAGCUAUCCAACCGCAUCUACUCGUGCGAUCCGUGCGGCAAAGUGUACAACAACAUUCAGAGUCUCAACGCACACAUCAGACUAACGCACAAACAAACUAGCGCCCCCUACUGCGUCACUUGCGACCUGAGCUUUCGUACCGAGGCGGGGCUAAAACACCAUCUAAAGCACACAGCUGCACACGUCUCCGAAGACGCCAAGAAGUUUUCAUGUACAGAAUGUGAUACAAAGUUCACAACGAAGCGACAACUGCAGGAACACGUGGACUGGGUACAUCGCAACUGUACGACUCACACGUGCAGCAAAUGUUCUAAGAUAUUCAAGAACGAAAAGAACAUGAAACGUCAUAUAUUGUUUGUCCAUGACAAGGUGCGACCGCCACGAAACAAAAUAUGCGACCACUGCGGUAGAGGAUUUACUUCCACUCAAACCCUGAUCUCUCACAUCCGCACGCACACCGGCGAGAGACCAUUUAAUUGCACACACUGCGCCGCCACCUUCGCACACAGCGCCGCGCUCUACACGCACAACAAGCUGUUACACAAGCGGUAGCUGGUAAUGGAACCUUAGCUGAAAGAUAACAAAUGAAACUUCGCUGGAAACUGUCAAAAUGUUGAUAAAAGAUGACCUCUGAACUUCGCUGUAACCUGUCAAAAUUUACCUAAAAUAUGGCAUCUAAAACUUUGUGGGAACAACAACUUAGCUAAAAAAUUACCUCGGGAAAUUUACUGGAACCUUACACAACUUAGCUAAAAGAUGACCGCGUUAACUUCGCUGGAACCUAACACAACUUAGCUAAAAGAUGACCUCGGGAACAUCGCUGGAACCUGACUCAACUUAGCUAAAAGAUGACUUCGCUGGAACGUGACAGAAUUUAACUAACAGAUGGCACCUAGAACUUUGUGGAAACCAGUCACAAUUUAAGAAAAAAAUGUCAAAUGAAACAUCGCUGGAACCUGUCAAAAUUUUGCUAAAAUAUGACAAAUGACACUUCGCUGUAACCUGACACAACUUAGCUAAAAUAUGACCUUUGAAAAUUCGCUGGAAUCUAUCAUAACUUAACUAAAAAUGACAAAUGAAACUUCUCUGGAACCUGUCACAACUUAAAUAAAGGAUUACUCCCGGAAACUCUCACAGCUUAGCUAAAAUAUGACACCCAAAACGUUGUGGGAUCCUGUAUCAGAUUAGCUAAAAGAUGACCUCGGGAAAUUCGCUGAAAGCUGCCAUUACUUAAAUAAAAGAUCACUCCCGGAACAUUGCUGGAGCCUCUUACAGCAUAUCUAAAAUAUGACACCUAGAACUAAUUUACUGUAGCCUGCCAUAAUUUAGCUAAAGAUGGCAAACGACACUUCGCUGGAACCUGACACAGAUUUAGCUAAAAGAUGGCCUCUAGAACUUAGCUGGAAUCUGUCUAUAUUUAGCUAAAAUAUGGCACCUAAAACUUUGAGGCAACUUGUUACAACUUUGAGGCACCUCAUACACGUGUCAUAAUAAACAGUGGGGAUUUAACUUUAGAUUGGGACGAAUUAUUCGAGAGGGAAGCUACAAAACAACAAGCAUUAACUGCCUGUCUUGUAUACGCCAGUAUCUUUAUUCCGGCAAUGGUCGUCAUGUAUCACAGGACAUUCUCGGCCCGGAACAUAUUGAAGCUUGUAUCUGCGCAAACCAUUCGUGUGGAAUAGGCGGCCUCAAUAAAUGGACGGCGCUAAACUACGAGAUUGAUUGUGCCGAAAGGGGAGAUUCAAUACUUCGAGAUGAAGGCUCAGCAAUACAAGAAAAUGAGUCAGGAUUGGUGGAUGCAGCUAGUGAAACCGAUGAGCAUAAGAUACGAAAACGACUUUUGGAACGGAAAUAAAGUAUCACGCAAAAACGGGAAAAUUUUACAUGGACGGCAAAACGAUAAUAACUCAAAUGUCGGUAGAAAAAAAUUGGUUGCCUGUAAAGUCGGUAUACGGGCGAAAGUUUUACGUGACAACGACUUUGAGUGGUAAAAUAAUUUUAAUGUGAAUAUUCAUAAUUUGAACCGGCGUGUAUGCCUAUCUCUCUCACUCUCUCUCUCUCGCUCUGUCUGUCUCGCUCUUAGGCGGGCUAACUGUGCUCGAGUGGAAGGGACGCGUGCCUUUCACUUUUUAUGUCUGUCUCUCUCGCUCUUAGGCUAACCAUGCCCGAGUGGAAGGGACGCGUGCCUCUCACUCGCUCUCAUUGUGAGCGCAUAACGUGAGCGGAGCGUAACGCAGUUUCUUGAAGUGUCACCCGGCAAUCCAAUUUAUAAGACGUUGUCACGUCAAAAUAGCACUGCUUAUGCCCGAAAUGCAGAUAUCAUUUUACUUCUGUGCGAAAAUAGUGCUUUCACAGUAUCCGAAGCUAUGGAAAUGCUUGCAAGAUCGCCUGAAGGCAUUGAAUUUAUAUGCAGCAAACAAUACACGGAAAGGAUCAAAAACUGUAUACACAUUGCAAGAAUUUUGGUAUUUCAAGAACCGUUAAAACAGCUAUUUGAACGUGCAAAGGCAAAGUUUCACAGCCAGAAAUGAUGACGGACGAGUUUCAGGAUAAUUCAUAUAAAACUUUAAUUAAUAUUUUUUAGAAUAACGGACUAGAUAUUGCACACUUUGCGAAAAUUACAUUUAUGCAUUUGCAAGGAAAGACGGGAAAGAAUAAUAACUUGUUCUUUUUCGGAGUUCCAUCAACGGGAAAAACAAUGAUUUGGCGGCCGCGUGGCGCAGUGGGUAGUGACCCUGCUUUCUGCAUCCACGGCCGUGGGUUCGAUUCCCACAACUGGAAAAUAUUUGUGUGAUGAACAUGGGUUUUUUCCAGUGAUGUGUGUAUUUAUACAUUAUAUAAGUAUUUAUAUGUAGUAUAUAAUUGUAUAUUAAUAUUAUAAUAUCAACUAUCUUGGCACCCAUAACACAAGCUACUCUGUAUGCUUACUUUGGGGCUAGAUAGUGAUGUGUAUCGUUUAAGUAUAUUUAUUUAUUUAAAAAAAUGAUCAUGUCAUCAUUAAUAGGAUGUCAGUUUAACUUUUGUAGAUUGACAGGCUUGACUCCAAAUUCAAGUUUUAACUUUAGUAACCUGUUACACAGCAUCGCUUGCUUUAUGGAUGAAUGUAAGAUGUAUGUAAUUCACAUUUCUGGGAGUGAAAUCAGAGCUAAGAACAUGUCGUGCUCUUACUCUGUGUAUGCCUUUCCAUAGGAGUAAAUUUUACAAGUGUUCAUUUGUUGUACGUGCUAUUAAGCUAUGGAAUGCACUCCCAGUCGACAUUCGGAAAUCCAAAUCCCUUGAUAUGUUUAAAAAUCCGUUAAGACAUAUUAUCUUAGUCACUAGUUACAUAUUUUAUUUUAUUAGAAUAUUUAUCAUACGACAUAAUGAUAUAUUAUAUAUAUUAGUUUAUUUUAUGAUAUUUAUAAUUAUUGUAUAAUUUGUGUAUUAUGGUUUAUGUAUUAGUGUGUAGUUAUUUGUAUGUAUGUAUAUGUACAUUAUUAUUACGUACACACCACCUACAGUUGUCCUAAUAAGUUCCUAAGCCUAAGGUUGCCUGGAAGAGAUCGCUACUAAGCGAUAAGGCCGCCUUUUGUAUUCUACUUUUUCUUAUGUUUCUGUUUUGCUUGUUUUCUUUUAUUUUUUGUGGUGUACAAAUAAAUAGUAUUAAAUAAAAUAAAUAAAUAAGUUGUCAGAAAAUCAAUUUGAGCAAUGGAAGUUGUUGGCCAAUCGAGUCGAAUGCCGAUGUCGACGGACGUGAAAUACGAGGAUCGUUGUGACAUUAAAAAGUGUAUUCUGUAUACGAGUAGCAAUUAUCCAAUCGAAAUGUAUUGUGAGCCUUCAUUGCACAAAAAAAGUGUAUUCGUGCGAUAUUUGGAUGUCUCCCUACUGAUUCAUGUAGGCCUCUAUUUAAAAAAAUGGAAGUUUUAACUCUGCCUUGCCUGUAUAUAUUUCAAUUAGCGCUUGUUAAAUCUAAUAUGAAUCUGUUUGUUGAAAGGCACAGGACCAAAGCAAUAGAAACUUAAGACAUCCCCAAAAAUUAGUCUUGGGCAGAUUUCCAGAAAAAUUUGAAGAAGAAAUUCAAAAGGCGGACGAAGAUUUCAUCGAAGAGGUACAAGAACACGCACCGGAGAUCACUUACGACGGAGUAGCAAAGUGGUUGGCGAUAGGAGGAAUCGGGACAAAGCUGGUAUUGGAAAAAUACGUCGGAGUGAUUUAUCCACGAAUAAGCGAACAAGACAAGGACGGCAGCAUGGAAGUACCGGGAAAUUUAAAUUCGGUUAUUGGCGGAGGAGUUCAAAACAGCAGGCACAUCAUUUUGAAUUUAAAAAAAAAAUUACAUUUGCAUUAACUUCAACAAAGGCAGACUAUACAAAAUCAUUGUCUGAAUUGACUUACAAUACUUACAUACACAGUUUACCGUGGCAAAAUAUAUUUUUUUAUUUAACGGAAAAGGAGUACGAAGAUAUGACAAAGGUAUUCCACACAGCGUCGGUUAAAAAGGUGGGAGUAAAGAUUACAAAUUUGGGAAACCGAACUCCGUUUUUGACAGCAACGAGCGCGGUCAACUACGCAAACGCAAACUCACAGACGACGAUAGGCAUUUGGGAAAAUAUGGAAAAAUUGGCACCGGUGCAAAUGGGGAACUCCAUCACGCCAGACACGCGAUACGGCACCUAAAACUUUGAGGCAACUUGUUACAACUUAGCACAAAAAUUAACUCCACACAGCACAAAGCGCCGCGCUCUACACGCACAACAAGCUGUUACACAAGCGGUAGCUGCUACCUGGAACCUUAGCUGAAAGAUAACAAAUGAAACUUCGCUGGUAACUGUCAAAAUGUUGCUAAAAGAUGACCUCUAGAACUUCGCUGGAAUUUGUCAAAUGUUACCUAAGAUAUGGCACCUAUAACUUUGUGGGAACCUGACACAACUUAGCUAAAAGAUGACCUCUAGAACUUCGCUGGAACCUGUCAAAAUUUACAAACUUUGUGGGAACAACAACUUAGCUAAAAAAUAAACCUCGGGAAAUUUACUGGAACCUGACACAACUUAGCUAAAAGAUGACCGCGCUAACUUCGCUGGAACCUAACACAACUUAGCUAAAAGAUGACCUCGGGAACAUCGCUGGAACCUGACACAACUUAGCUAAAAGAUGACCGCGCUAACUUCGCUGGAACCUAACACAACUUAGCUAAAAGAUGACCUCGGGAACAUCGCUGGAACCUGACACAACUUAGCUAAAAGAUGACCGCGCUAACUUCGCUGGAACCUAACACAACUUAGCUAAAAGAUGACCUCGGGAACAUCGCUGGAACCUGACACAACUUAGCUAAAAGAUGACCUCGGGAACUUCGCUGGAACCUGACACAAUUUAGCUAACAGAUGGCACCUAUAACUUUGUGGGAACCUCUCACAAUUUAGGAAAAAGAUGUCAAAUGAAACUUCGCUGGAAGCUGUCGUAAUUUGGCUAAUAUGACAAUUAAACUUCCACCGCGCUUACUACUGCACCACGGAGGCCGUCAAAGACAUAUUAAGAAAAAUAAAGAAUAUUUGCCAUAUCUUUUAAAUAUGACCAAUAUUCCCCUCCAACUAGUCGACAAAGACUGUGCUAGGAGUGGGUACGACAAUAGACCAACGGGGCGGAGAUCGAACACCACCCCUCGGUAAUAAGUCCGACCGUUCUUACCACUGAGCUAGAGGCCCUGUAUUAUGUAUGUACUUAAAUAAACUCUCUAAAUAUACUAUUUCUUUAUAAAUAAACUAUUCGAUGUACUUUGUAUUUAUAUAUAGAAGUCAUUUUAAUUCAAUAAAACAAAUUAAAACAAU
Molecule: messenger RNA, 7231 nt
Organism: Bicyclus anynana (squinting bush brown)
Lineage: Eukaryota; Metazoa; Arthropoda; Insecta; Lepidoptera; Nymphalidae
Product: zinc finger protein 16-like
Exons: 10
Coding region: 180-1979 (599 amino acids)
Biological process (GO): regulation of transcription by RNA polymerase II
Cellular component (GO): nucleus
Molecular function (GO): DNA-binding transcription factor activity, RNA polymerase II-specific; RNA polymerase II transcription regulatory region sequence-specific DNA binding; zinc ion binding
Source: RefSeq, a predicted model, not a curated record